Messenger RNA from Megalobrama amblycephala (Wuchang bream), 3617 nucleotides. RefSeq names its product ectonucleotide pyrophosphatase/phosphodiesterase family member 2 (gene enpp2l). The record is from RefSeq and is a predicted model, not a curated record. The transcript has 24 exons. NCBI's taxonomy places the organism in Eukaryota, Metazoa, Chordata, Actinopteri, Cypriniformes, Xenocyprididae. Gene Ontology annotation, biological process: immune response; phosphatidylcholine catabolic process. Gene Ontology annotation, molecular function: alkylglycerophosphoethanolamine phosphodiesterase activity; phosphatidylcholine lysophospholipase A1 activity; zinc ion binding. The annotation marks the transcript as partial.
CGCUCCUCCACCAAUCAGAGAUUUUCGGGGUCGUGUCAGGGUCGUUGUUUCGAGCUGAAGGAGGCGGAGUCGCCCAGCUGCAGGUGUGAUAAUCUGUGUAAGACGUACCUGAGCUGCUGCUCCGACUUCGACCAGCAGUGUCUCAAGACAGCGGGAGGGUUCGAGUGUUCUCAGCAGCGCUGUGGAGAGACGCGGAACGAUGAUUACGCCUGUCAGUGUUCAGAUGACUGUCUGCAGAGAGGAGACUGCUGUACCAACUACAGAUCACUGUGCACCGGCGACAGCUCAUGGCUGGAGGGCGACUGUGAGGAGAUUCAGAGCCCAGAAUGCCCUGCAGGGUUUGUGCGUCCUCCACUGAUCAUCUUGUCUCUGGACGGCUUCCGCGCCUCGUACAUGAAGAAAGGAAAGAGCGUCUUACCCAACAUCCACAAACUGAGCUCGUGUGGAACUCACGCCCCUCGCAUGAGACCCAUGUACCCGUCCAAAACCUUCCCCAACCUCUACACGCUGGCCACGGGCUUGUAUCCCGAGUCUCACGGGAUCGUGUGUAACUCCAUGUAUGAUCCCGUGUUCAAAGCUCAUUUCAAACUGAGAGGACGAGAGAAGCUUAAUCACCGCUGGUGGGGCGGGCAGCCCAUUUGGAUCACGGCAGAGAAACAGGGCGUGAAAGCCGGGACCUUCUUCUGGCCCUGGGUGAUUCCUCUGGAGAGGAGGAUUCUCACUAUUCUGCAGUGGCUGCACCUGCCCGAUGACGAGAGGCCGUAUGUCUACGCUGUCCACUCGGAACAGCCGGAUACGUACGGACACCUCCUGGGCCCGCUGAGCAACGAGCUGGAUAACACGCUCAAGAAGAUCGAUAACAUCAUCGGUCAGCUGAUGAACGGGCUGAAGCAGAUGAACCUCCAUCGCUGUGUGAACGUCAUGCUGGUGGGCGAUCACGGGAUGGAGGAGUCUCACUGUGAACGAACAGAGUAUUUGGGCUCUUACGGACUCGAUGUUGAUGCCAUCACACUGAUCCCAGGAUCCUCCGGAAGAAUCGGCCCCAAAACCGCCAACACACCGUACAAUCCGAAGGAGAUUGUAGCUAAUUUAACAUGUAAGAUGCCCAAUCAGCACUUCAAGCCGUACCUGAAGCAGCACCUGCCCAAACGCCUGCACUACGCCAACAACAGACGCAUCGAGGACGUGCACCUGCUCAUGGACAGGAAGUGGCACGUGGCCAUAACACCUGCUACCUGCGGCUACUUUGGAGAUCAUGGGUUUGACAACAAGAUCAGCAGCAUGCAGACAAUCUUUCUGGGAUUUGGACCGAGCUUCAACUUCAAGACACAAGUGCCUGUCUUUGAGAACAUUGAACUGUAUAACGUCAUGUGUGAUCUGCUGGGAUUGACUCCGGCCCCUAAUAACGGGACACACGGCAGUCUGAAUGACGUGUUGAGAAACCCUUCGUACACCCCCACACAACCAGAGGAAGUGACAUCACCCACGCCUUUAGCCCCGCCCUCUGAAGUGACCCAUGACCUGAGCUGUAACUGUGAUGAUGAGAACAACAUUGAAGAAAGUGCGCAGAUGUUUCCUGCUGCGGCCGAUGGACCGUCGAACAACGUCACUCAACUGCCGUUCGGCCGUCCAGCCGUUCUCUUCCAGACGUCGUACACACAGCUGUGUCAGUCGGAUUAUUGCAGCGGCUUCAGUCACGCCAUCAACAUGCCGCUGUGGACCGAGUUUACGCUGACAGCACAGGUGGAGGUGGCGGCGAUGUCGUCCAGUGAGUGUGUGAGAGCAGAUCCUCGCCUCGAUCUCACACACACUUGCAACACUUACAGCCAGGAGCCCGGCGUCACACACGCGUUCCUCUACCCGCCGGAUUUCUCUGUUACGGCUGAAUCCAGAUAUGAUGCUUCACUCAUCACCAACACAGUUCCCAUGUAUCCCGCCUUCAAGAAGGUGUGGCGUCACCUGCAGAGAGUCGUGCUCAGGCGAUACAGUCUGGAGAAUAAUGGUGUGAAUGUGAUCAUGGGACCCAUAUUUGAUCACGACCACGACGGACUGAGAGACACGGAGGAGAAGAUCAAAGAGCGUGCGGCGGGCUCCGUCUACAUCCCCACUCACUUCUACAGCAUCAUCAGCAGCUGUGAGGAACUCAACGACACGCUGGACGAGUGUGAGGGAGAUCUGAGGGUCACAUGCUUCAUCCUGCCACACAGAGCGGACAACAGCGAGAGCUGCAACAGUUGGGAGGAUGAGUCGCGCUGGGUGGAGGACCUGCUGAAGUUACACACGGCGCGCGUGCGAGACGUGGAGCUCCUCACGGGCCUGGACUUCUACCGCUCCACCGCGCUGCCGUACACACGCGUGCUGGCGCUCAAAACACACAUGCGGACCUUCGAGGACGACGUCUGACGUAACGUCUGACACCACCGCACCUGACGCUCUCACUGUAUAGUUUUAUACAUUGUGUCAUAUUUAUUAUUCACCUUCAAACUAAUAAUGAUGAAACCGUCUCACUGCUCACAACACACACCGACAGCUCCACUUCCUCUCGUCCAGAAACGUGCCUUCACGCCAUGUCGGGAUUACCGGAGAUUCCCUCUUACAGCCGCGGUGGCUUCUGCAUGAAACGUAGUUCAGUAGUUAUUUCACAGUAUAUUUAGUAGAAUUGAUUUUUGUAAAUCUCUUACUAAUGCAAGAUUAAUAAAUGAAAGACGUACGAUACAGUCACUAUAGCACAGAUCUGAAUAACCAUCUAAUGCACGCCAAAUAAACGAGUUUAUUAAUAAUGCAUUUGCAUAAUGACUUGGUAACACUUUACAGAAGGUUCCAUAUGUUAGCAUUAGUUAACAUGAAUUAACUAUAAAUAAUACUUCUGCUGCAUUUAUUAAUUUUGCACUGCAAAAAAAAAGUAUUUCUGUCUUGUUUUCAAGCACAAAUAUCUAAACAUUCUUAAAUCAAGAUUCAUUUACUGGAGAAAACAUUAAGAAGACAUUAAGACUUGAUUAAUGACAAAUGACAUGAGUUUGUGCAUCAACGAACAAAUAUCUGCUGACGGAGUCUGAAAAAUCAUCUCAUUCUUUGAAUUAAGUUUGAAUUAAGUUAGACUCCAUCUGCAGAUAUUUUUCUAAGAAUGUUUAGAUGAUUUCACUAGUUUGUUAUCCAGUGGGAUCUUACUGUGAAGUGUUUCCUUGUGUUGCCGUUUGUCUGUUGAUGACUGAAAUUGCACAGAUUUAUUUGGUGUUAUUGGUGUUGUGAUAGAAACACUUUUUAUCGAGUCUGAGGUUGUCGUUUAGUAAUUACGGUAAUUACGACGUGGCGUGAACGCAGCAUAAGCGCAGAGUGUGUGUGUGUAUAUGUGUGUGUGUGUGUGUGUGUGUGUGUGUUUGUAGUAUUUGUCCUGCUAGUUUUUUCUGUCCACUCUGGAUUGGUCUUUAGCACGUGAAAAUAUGAGGAAACAAGUGUGAACGGUGAAUUUGUGCGCGUUUAGUGAUAGUGAAUCACUGCUUCCUAUUGUUGGCAGAAGUCAUGUGACUUAUGAUUCUGAGCGAGUGAUGCUCCGUCUUACUAAUGAGUGUCGUUAAUGAUUUCGUUCCAUCAAUAAAAUUCUUGAACUGUCAGUAAAA